CUUUCAGGAAAACGAUGUGCGUGCCCCUCUUCACUCUGCGAGUCAACAGUCGAAUCGCUCAGAAGUGCUAUGUGCUUGCCCAACAACGACUUAUUGACAGUUCAUCUACGGUAUGAUAAUUAUAAUAAUUUAAACGACUGCAGCUGAGUCGCGACUGGCAGCGCUUUCGCCUCCAAAUUCUUCCAUUCCUGCUCUAAUACCUGCAAUUUCCGUAUUACCACCUUGUGUUGUUAUCUUGGAUACUGAGCCAUCGGUGCAGACAAUUUCGUCGGCAGUUUGGUCGCGCGGCAGCAUACGUGUUGGAAAUAUGUGUCCGGUUGAGCUCGUCGCGGCUGGCGCUGCCGUGGUUCCUGGAGGGUGGCAAGAUGAAUAGCGUGCUUGGAGAAGUGGCGGGAUUUAUGGGCACGAGCACGUUUCGCGUGCCUGACGCAAGUUGCUGUUCGGGCGAAUGUUGCCGGGGGACCUCAAUGACGCGUCCGGGCUCUUGUGGCAGCUGGGCCAGGGGAGUUCAGUUCGCCGGCCGUCCAAGUGGCAAGUUGGCGGCAGAGCGGGUGGUUGAGCCACUGCGUGUGCGGGCCAUGCACGAUGGCUCUCGACGGUGGUCGAGGGAAGGGACGCCUGGUUUCCACAGCUUUGCGACCGGGCCCAGAUCGUGCCGGUACCGGUGCGCAGGGUGGCCCUGCUUCUGGGGUCGGUUCGGUUGAACAGCUACCCGCUGCAGUGCUUUCACUGCAAAGGGGUAUAACAGCAUUGUAACAGCCGAGCAGC
Molecule: messenger RNA, 768 nt
Organism: Chlamydomonas reinhardtii
Lineage: Eukaryota; Viridiplantae; Chlorophyta; Chlorophyceae; Chlamydomonadales; Chlamydomonadaceae
Exons: 3
Coding region: 468-704 (78 amino acids)
Source: RefSeq, a predicted model, not a curated record